GCCUGUGUAUUGCUCAAUACUUUACAGUUAUUGCACCGUAUUUAUUUUAUUCGACCGAAAUGGCUUUAUUAUCAACUCGUAUUUUAUUAAGAUCUCGAUCUUGCAACGCAAUUUCAACUGCUUUUUACCAUGCUAACGUAAUUGAACAUUAUGAAAAUCCACGCAAUGUAGGAUCUUUAGACAAAAAAGAUCCAAGUGUUGGAACAGGACUAGUCGGUGCACCGGCUUGUGGAGAUGUUAUGAAAUUACAAAUCAAGGUUGAUGAAAAUGGUAAAAUAAUUGAUGCCAAAUUUAAAACAUUUGGUUGCGGCAGUGCUAUUGCUAGCAGUUCCUUAGCCACUGAAUGGGUAAAAGGAAAAUCUGUCGAUGAAGCAUUAAAACUCAAAAAUACUGAUAUUGCUAAGGAAUUAUGUUUACCACCUGUUAAGCUACAUUGUUCUAUGCUCGCCGAGGAUGCGAUCAAAGCUGCUUUAUCAGAUUAUAAAAUAAAAAAUCAAAAAAAAUAAAUUGUCUAAAAUAAUACUCAUGGAUUUUUGUAUCAUAUUGUUAAUAUAUAAAAUGUGAUAAUUGGGUGAGAGUCGGAUUAGAUCUUCUUAGAGGAGAUUUAUUUUUCAUAAUAAUGUAAAAAGUCGAAUAAAAAUAAAACAGU
Messenger RNA from Chrysoperla carnea, 649 nucleotides. RefSeq names its product iron-sulfur cluster assembly scaffold protein IscU (gene IscU). The record is from RefSeq and is a predicted model, not a curated record. Bases 60 to 506 code for a protein of 148 amino acids. Gene Ontology annotation, molecular function: 2 iron, 2 sulfur cluster binding; ferrous iron binding. Gene Ontology annotation, biological process: iron-sulfur cluster assembly; intracellular iron ion homeostasis. NCBI's taxonomy places the organism in Eukaryota, Metazoa, Arthropoda, Insecta, Neuroptera, Chrysopidae. The transcript has 3 exons. Gene Ontology annotation, cellular component: mitochondrial matrix; cytoplasm.